Messenger RNA from Sorghum bicolor (sorghum), 2372 nucleotides. RefSeq lists its product as uncharacterized. The transcript has 3 exons. Lineage: Eukaryota; Viridiplantae; Streptophyta; Magnoliopsida; Poales; Poaceae. The coding region runs from base 223 to 1524 and encodes 433 amino acids. The record is from RefSeq and is a predicted model, not a curated record.
UGAAACCCGGAUGAAACGAGCACUGAGUCGUUUCACCCCGUCUUCCCCGAUCCCGUGCGGGCGGGAGGUGCGCGCCGUCGGCAAUCUUCCCGCGCGCAGCCUCGCCUCUUCCCGCGCGCAGCCUCGUCCUUUUCCCGCGCCCUCUUCCCUCCCUCCCCCCAAGCUCGCCUUCCUCUCCCUCGUGUCCCAUCCACCGUCCUCCCUCCUAGGGUUCUAGGCUCCAUGGAUCCGCCGCCGGCCGAGGCUUCUAGGCGUGGCGCCGCUGGCAGAGGAGGCAAUACCGGCAAGACCCGCGGCCGGCUUGGACUGAAGAAGGCAUCCGCUCGUGUGCCGUCACCACCUCCAGGUUGUUCCUCCCCAGCGGCGCCGACUCCCUCCCCCACCGCGCCGACUCCCACCCCCACCGCGCCGACUCCCACCCACACCGUGCCGGCGGCAGGGCAAGCUCCUGGAUCCCUUCCUGCGCCGACAUUUCCACUGCAAGGAGCAAGAUGGGGCUCCAUACCUCCCAAUUUUGCACAAGAUCCAAAUUCAUGGAUUUUUCCACCGCAAGGAGGUUUCCUAAAUAUGAUUCAUCAACAAAACUAUCCGCCGCAAUCGCAGGGAGAGAACUUUCAUUUGAUUGGUCAAAAUGUGUCAUUCAACCCAAUUUCUCCACCACUUCCAGCAAAUUCAUUUGGAACACCUUCACCACAGGGUACUGAACAAGUCAUGGAACAAGAAACUUCAACUAAGAAGAUGGUGAAGCAAAGAAAUUUGAGGUACUGGAGUCAUGAAGAGGAAGAGCGAUUGGCUAGUUCUUGGUUAGAAAUUUCUAAAGACCCUAUUCAUGGAAAUGAUAAGAAAGGAGAUACAUUUUGGAAGGAGAUCACUAGUGAGUUCAAUAGGAAAGGUGCAGGGAAGCGUACAAGGGAACUCAACCAAUUGAAGAUACAUUGGUCACGCCUCAAGACAGCAAUUGGUGAGUGGAAUGACUACUGGACAAAGGUGACUCAGUUGCACACAAGCGGUUAUUCGGAUGACAUGCUGGAGGAAGAAGCACAAAAGAUGUAUGCAAACAGGCAUGGAAAGAAUUUUACCUUGAUACAUUGGUGGAAGAUUCUCAAAGAUGAGCCCAAAUGGUGUGCACAGUUCGAGACAGAGAAAGACAACAAAGACAGUUCUGAAAUAGUUGAUAUUCCAGAUGCACAGCAACGUCCGCCAGGUAGAGAAGCUGCAAAGGCUGAGCGCAGAGGAAAGCGUAAGAAGGAAAAUGUCAAGGAUGGAAUUGUCAUCCUUGGGGACAAUAUUGAGAAAAUAGUCAAGGUGGAAGAAGACCGAAAGAUGGAGCGCGACAAAGUCACAGCUGCUCAGAUUCAGAUAUCAAAUGCUAAUUUGAAGGCAGCACAUGAGCAGAAGGAAGCAAAGAUGUUUGAGGUGUACAAUUCCCUACUUACUCAAGAUACAAUGAACAUGUCUGAAGAGGCUAAGGCGUCACGAGUGAAGGCAAUGCGGAAGUUAGAAGAAAAGUUAUUUGCGGAAUAAGGGUGAAAGCAACUACUGGAAUCUCUGGGGUGCAUGAUUGGUUGAAGAUUGGACGUGAUGAUUGGUUGAAGAUGAGCUCUGUAGCUCAUAUAUAUAUAUAUAUAUAUAUAUAUAUAUAUAUAUAUAUAUAUAUAUAUAUAUAUAUAUAUAUAUAUAUAUAUAUAUAUAUAAAAGUGAUCUGAACUAUAUCUGAACUGGUAUAUGUGAUCUGAACUAUAUCUUGGUCACUGCUAUUUUCUAUCUUAAGUCUGAUGCUUGUGAGAAAUGACCACAUUCAGUUUUGUUGUGAAAAGUCUGAUGCUUGUGAAAAGUCUGAUGCUUGUUGCUCACGGCAUGUUGCUCAUGGUCUGAUGCUCACGGCCUGUUUUCUGUUGAAAUGGCCUGAUGCUUGCUUCUAGUGUGAAUCGGUGUGAAUAGUGAUGAUUGUUGCUGCUGAACUGCUUUGCUUCAUGGCCUGUUGCUCACGACUUGCUUUUCUCAGUGAGUUUUGGUAUGAAUUGGCUACAGGAUUAACGAUGUAUAUGAUCCCAUACACAUGCAGCAUUUAAGUGCGAUUAUCAGCCUGGGAAACAUCACAAUGAAACUGUUGCAUUGUGUAGGGUGUUUCAAUGUUUGUUUCAUGGAGGCUUUGUCAGUAAAUUUGUUUGGGAAACUGUGCAAUGACACCAUGCACUGAGACUGGCCUUACAACCCGUCAUUCAACAAAGCUCAAACUGAGGACAAGUUUGUUAUCAAGAAAGGGAGAAUGAUGAGGACAUGACACAUUUAGAUAUGACCAUUGAUUUUAAGGUGAACUUAUUCCUAUAUUUGGAUACUGUUUUUUGGUAUAAUUCACUUCGUUCCACAUA